This is a messenger RNA of Cottoperca gobio, 1658 nucleotides long. Its product is annotated as growth/differentiation factor 6-like. The transcript is spliced from 6 exons. NCBI's taxonomy places the organism in Eukaryota, Metazoa, Chordata, Actinopteri, Perciformes, Bovichtidae. The coding region runs from base 183 to 824 and encodes 213 amino acids. Gene Ontology annotation, molecular function: growth factor activity. The record is from RefSeq and is a predicted model, not a curated record.
AGGCCAAGCUUUGGUACAGGAAGAUAAAAAGCCAGGUUCCCAGGCCCUGACAAAGAAUACCUCGUGCAGCAUCACUGUCUGGUCACUCCUAUCUACUCCUCCAACCAGAACCAACCUUAGUCUGCCGCAAGUCGGUCUCCGAAAUCAGUUGACCUAUCGAUUGACUGUCCGACUCCUGCACCAUGUCCUUUGCGUUCACAGUCAUGACGAUGCUUCUGGGCUCUUCAAUGGUGACUGCAUUUGUCUUGCAGCCAUCCAAGGAAGAACCUGCUGCCGCUGCUAACUCUCCUGCCUCCCACCACAGGUGCCAGGGAGGGUCAUUGCAGUCCAUGAGGAAGGGUCUCCUCGAGGCUCUCAACUUGCAGGCUGAGCCACGGCUGCCUGCUGGUGCGCUGGACGGUGUCAGAGAGCAAUGGAGGACCACCUUCGGCUCCAUCAUUCACCAAGACACUGCAGUUCCAACAGCCUCUGGCUACUCUGUGUCACUAGAUGCUGGAAACAGUACGAGCCUGAAGUGCUGCUCCAUGGCCUCUGAAAUCUUCAUGAAAGAUCUGGGGUGGGACAACUGGGUGAUCCAUCCUGCCAGCCUUACCAUCGUUCAGUGUGCUCUCUGCAACCCUGAAGGGAACACUGUGCAAUGUCCAUCACCCCACACCAAUGUUGAUGAAGUCGACACUCAGGUGCCAUGUUGUCAGCCCACCUCCCAGCAAAUGGUGCCUGUCCUCUACUUGGGUGAAUUCAACACCCUCAUCAUUGCCUCUGUGCAGCUGGCUCGCAGCUGCGGCUGUGGACCUAGUCACCUCCAGCAACCUGGCACAGAGUAAAGUUUGUUCUAUAGUCAUGAGCGCUAUUUAAAGCUACUAACUGUUACUGAGUGUUCCCAACAAAAAUGUGAGACAUGUGCAGUGCCAAAUCCUCACACAGGCCAGUUGAGUCUGUGUCUGUGAAAUGACUAUUUCCUCUAAUGGACAAUAAGUCAAUUUAAUCCCAAAAGACUGACUGUUUCUUUAAUGUGGUAAAAACAAAACAAAAAUACGCUUUCCAUGUUGAGGUCAAAUAUUCUUCGCGGGGAGAGUAAUAGGAGAGGAUUGUGUUCCCAAGCUAAAGUCACUGCCCCUAAAAGUUGGUAUCAAUUUCUCCGUACAUCAUCUGUUUUGUGCUAUUCACAAAUGUCCAUUGGCCCUGCUCCAAUUUCAUGUUUCAUGCUAUUUCAUGCUAUUUAAAGCUACUAACUUUUACUGAGUGUUCCCAACAAAAAUGUGAGACAUGUGCAGUGCCAAAUCCUCACACAGGCCAGUUGUGUCUGUGUCUGUGAAAUGACUAUUUCCUCUAAUGGACAAUAAGUCAAUUUAAUCCCAAAAGACUGACCGUUUGUUCUCAUGAUUAGUUAUCGUUUUCAGUUUGUCAUUUUGUUAUACUGUAGGCUCCCACUGACUUUACAAAGUUACCUCACUAUUCACUUUAUUUUAGUAUUUAGUAUUUUUUACAAGUGGACUAUUACUUUUUCAGUGAUAUAUAACCUUAGCCUCAAUCAAUAUAUUCAGAUCUAAUACAAAAUGUUUUAUUGUGCUGAUGACACUGCCAUGACAUCCUAAUCAUUUGUACCAAUUUCCUGAUUUCUUGCUCACAAUUUUUUGAAUAAAGAUGAUUGAAAUCAA